AUGGUCUGGCUUGGCAGUGACAGCAAAGCUCUCAAGGACAGGGGAAAUUCUUCUCCCACCUUAGCAACAAUAGCCUCCACGGAGCUGGUGGUUCUGCUGGAAGAUGAAGUCUUUGUAGAUUUUUUCAACACAUUCCUGAAUCUCCCAGUCUUUGGCCAGACACCCAUUUACAUGGCCAACAUUUGCCAGUGGUUCCUGUGGCCAGAGUUACCGUGUUACCUGGUGCCAAAGUACAAAGGCUUAUUGACCUGGAUGGAAAAGUACCGGCUGCCGCACUUCUGUAAAACCAACUUGUGUUUUCAUUACAUUCUCUGUCAGGAGCUUCUCAGUUUCAUUAGAUCCAAGGAGGCAGCAGAGAUGCUGAAAUGGAAGAGUGCAGAUCAAUGGCUGCUCGAAAAGUGCAUUAGCGGUAGCAGGGGAAUGUGGCGCUUUCGUUCUUUCAUCCAAGGAAUGGCAGGUGACCACAGAGAGCUUCCUUCAUACUGCCCCUUACUUCCCUAUGUAUCCAUAGUUUGUGCAGAGUGGCAAUCCCUGCAUCUGGACAUUGGGAUAUGUAACGGGGAAGAGCUGACAAAAUUCUGGCUUGCUGCAGAAAGGCUCUUGGAGAUUGAUGAGUCAGAUAUUGCCCAGCGAGAUCUCUACCUGUCUCUGCUCCAAGUGCUGAGGGCCACUUAUUUGCAGGAGGGCUCCACAGUGGUCACCCUCUGCAGCAUGAGCAUUGAGUCUCUGUUGAAGAUCUCAGGCUGGCACCCUCAGCACAUCAGCACCAGGAGGGAGCUCCUGAGCGAGAUGCAGAAAGUAGCCCUGUUUAAGAUCCAAAGUUAUUGGCUCCCUAACUUCUUCAUUCAUUGCAAGCUGAACAUGGAGAAGGAGGAUGCCUGCCAGCCUCUAAUGUGGGAAUACCAAAAGCGUUUAUUACAGGUGUGCUCCAAGGCGAAGGCAAUAUCUCCAGCACUCACAAUGAGUAUCAGGAACAGCCGGGCUACGUCAGAGCCGUACUCCAGUAAAAAAGCCAAGGAGCAGAUCUGGGAUCUUGUAACUUGUGGACAACAACCUAAAGAAACAGAGAAACAUGGGAGACAUGGGCUGCAGCCCGAGGGGCAGCCAAGCUCAGACUGGAGUGCAACUAGUCUGACAGACAUGAAGCAACCACCUCCUAAAGAGGAUGCCCUGGGAAAGACUUCUGUGUGGGCACAACAUCCAGAAAGGGGUGUUAAAGAUAUGGAAAAGGCCACUUCUUUCAAAACACCCAGCCCUAAUGCCCAGUUGCCUCUUCAACUGGAGGAGAUUGGCAAAAGGAGAAGCCUCUCUGAUUUACGUACUUGUACACCCAUUGCCCAGCUGCCUUCACUGCUAGCCCUGAAAAAGAUCAUCAAAUCCUCUUCUUCUUUGGAUUUCCUUCCUUGGGCAUUUAAUGCCGACAGCUGUGCUGGCCGCCCCUUCAGGAAGUUCUUGAAGAGCAAGAACUAUGCUGUGGAGACUCAUCUUUUGGAUCUGUGGCACGAUCUGGAGGAUUUUCUGCGCAUGGUGCUGAGCUCUAGCAAAGGAGGCAGCUUCCUCCUGCGCCAUUUGAUGGGUGAGAGAAUAUGUGAGAUCUAUUUAACAGAAAGCAACCACCAGCACCUUCCCCUGAAGCUGAACACUCUCAGGAACCUGCAAGAUCUUCUGCCUUCUGGAGAGGUCAUUCCUUGGAUAUUAAAAGCACAGGAAGAGAUUUGCAAGAUACUCAGCUUCUUCUACAAUGACUUCCUUGCUGAUGAUGAUGAAACAUUUCUUCAUUUUGUGUCUCAGAGGAGCAAGGUCCAGAAACCUGUGGGAAAAGAGGAGACUUAUGGAAAAGAUGAACACCUUCUGCUGGCCAAGAGGAUAAACGAAUCCCUGACUCUGAGCCAAGCCUUGUAUGGAGUGAGGGACUUCGAGACACUCUCAGAGGAGCACUGGAGAUUCAUAGCCACUCAGGAUCUCACAAAAGGGGGAUCGAUUCAGGUUGAACUGGAGCCUGUUGUGCACAAGACAGACUACAGGAGCAUGACGUUCGAGGAGCUGACCCUCAGAAAUCCUUCAAUGGCUGUAGAAGUGUUAAGUGAGGACUAUGAGCUCUUCUGCAGAAUGUUUCCCUCCCUAGCGUUUGAUCUUGAAUACGAAGAGAGGAAGUGUGUUCGCCUGAGCAAGACAAGUCUGUCCCUCAUGAGGAGGGAGAACCUCAUGUUAAGGAAGCCCUCUCUAAGACCCAGGUAUCUCAUGGAAGUACUGCACAACCCCGUCCACCUGGAGUUUUUCAGGCAAUUCCUCAAACAACAUAACGUCGAAGCCCCACUGCUCUUCUGGCAGGCGGUGGAGAAGCUCAACACAGAGUCCAACCCCAAAGCUCAGAGAGCUUUGAUCAACAAUAUCCUCAAGAAUUUCUUCCACAACAAAGUGCCUGCUGAGGAACUGCUGCAAUGCCAAGCUUCCAUCAUCAGAGAUAUACCCAAGGCCAGCCUGGUCACCAGCUCCAUGCUAUUCACAGCACAGAGCUUUGUCCUGAAAGCAAUGGAAGAGAAAUGGUUUAAGAUGUACCAAGAUUUAUACCCUGGGAGCGAUAUUUUUGACACUCACUUGGUCACGAGGCAGGGAAGGGGAUCCUUCAUAAAGGACAAGCUGAAGAGAGUGUGGUUCGUGCUCCAGGCUUUCAUCAGGAGCAUCUGCAAGUUCCAGAGGGAGAUGAACAAUCGGAAAUCCCGCAAAGACUUUGAGGACUUUCUGCGGAGGGAGCUCGUAAAUCAAAAAGAAAACUUGCCCAGUAGCUCCAUGCGCAGUACCAUUGCCGUGGCUAGCCCCCGCCAGGCUGUGCCGGCUGCCAGCACGGGAGAGGAUGUGGAGGUGAUACAGGUGAAGCGCCGGCUCUUUAACCAGCGGCACAUUUCCAUCAACUUCUUGGUCAACGACCUCAGUUUUUACCUGGAGAUUGAGAAGUUUUGUCACCUGGCUGAUUCGGCCGCAGUGCUCGCAGCCUGCGGGAUGUACACCGAGAGGGACGUCGCCUUUCUUAAGACCAAAGUGGCCACGAUCGCCAAACUCUUCCUGAACUCCGAAGUCCCUCCUAAACUGCGGGUGAACAUUUCUGAGGGCCAGAAAGAUUUAAUCCGGAAUUUAGCUGCCAAAGGGGUCCUGGAUCGCAGCCUCUAUCACAUGGCCUUGCUCAACGUCUUCCCAGUUCUGAUAUACUUCUGGAAAAGAUACUGUAACUGGAAGGUAAUGGAGUCCUUCCGCAGGUACCCAAAGAUAAAAAAAAAUCUCUCUCCACUCCCAGCGAAGGCAUCACCUAGAACAUCCAGUAUCUUCAGUGGGGAGGACUAUCCAAUCAUUAGGUUCACGCUGCUCAAGGGGAUCCAGCUGCUGCUACCGCAGCCUCGGGAGGAAGUGGAUUCUUCUACAGAGCAAAAGUCAUCGUCUGGAAGCCUCAGCUGGAAAAAGCCUCCCUCUGGCAUUUGCGUGACCCAACAGAUCGGGCAACAGCUUCAAGAUGCUUCUAAAAAGCCAUCCUAAUCCAUCCCCAUUUUCACGAUUUGAGUGCAUCCAGAGGCUGGCUCUGAAGGCACAGCAGUGCUCCAGGUCAGGACUGAGGUGUACUAGCAAGGCCGUGGUGGGAGGUCUGGACUAGAAUAUCAGGAGUUGUGGCAGUUCAAGCAUUAGGUGCUUUGGCAGACCUACAGGUUGCACAACACCUGUUCUCAUAGUCCUUGGCUAUGGACAAUGAUGGCAUCUUCUGCCUUCAAUAAUGUUCUUUAAUCACUAGCCCCUUCCCCCAUAAAGAAAUAAGUGGAAGCAAAAGAAAGAAAGAAAGAAAGGUCAAGGGAGGCAGGCCUAGGCACUAGGACAGGCAGUGCCUGCCCACCCUUCUACUUGGGGGACAAUAGCAGAGAGCAGCCAGCCAGAAACUCCAGCCAGCAGGGCAGGAGCAGCCAGAGCAGGGACCUCUAGACAUCGCAGUCAAAACUGUAGCCGGUUCUGACUUUCCCUGCCCUGACUGGCUGUUUGCUCCAACCCUCCCUCCCCCUCCUCACAGUAUCUUCACCUCACCUUCAGUCCACACCUGCUCCUCUUAUCUUCUCUUCCCCUGCCCUGUCCCCUUCACUUCCCUUUCCAUUUGGCUGAUCCCCUCCUAAGUAAACCCACCCCUCACCCCGGUCCAAAAUAGUAGUGGAACGAACAUGAUGUUUUCUGCUUUCCCGCUGAUCGCUCCACUUGUGUGUUAGACCCCUUCCCCCAGCCUGGGGCUGUCUAGUCUCUAGAGACAAUAUUGUCUCAUUGUUUCCUUGUACUUCCCAGUCGGUCCAUCUCCACCUGUUAUCUCAUCUUGAGAUUCUAAGCUCUUUGGGGCUGGGGCUAUCUUUUUGUUCUGUGUUUGUCCAGCUCCUAGGGCUGUGGUCCAUCACUGGGGCUACUAGGCACUUCCGUAACAUCAAUAAAUAAUAAUUGAUAGAUUUGCUGCUUGGGUGUAUUGAUUCCCUGGGUGUACUGCUCUUGUCCCAGUUCCAACAACUUACACAAAGUAAGCGGGCCCCCUCUGUGCCUUUGAAGCAACAUUGCAGGAGAAUCUGGUCUCUCUGUAAGGCCUUGUCUACAGGGCCGGUGCAAGGAUGUUUUGCACCCUAGGCAAA
Molecule: messenger RNA, 4643 nt
Organism: Gopherus evgoodei (Goodes thornscrub tortoise)
Lineage: Eukaryota; Metazoa; Chordata; Testudines; Testudinidae
Gene: RGSL1
Product: regulator of G protein signaling like 1
Source: RefSeq, a predicted model, not a curated record